Messenger RNA from Paramecium tetraurelia, 354 nucleotides. RefSeq lists its product as uncharacterized. The record is from RefSeq and is a predicted model, not a curated record. Lineage: Eukaryota; Ciliophora; Oligohymenophorea; Peniculida; Parameciidae. The transcript has 2 exons.
AUGAUUCAAUUAAAUAAGAUAAUUUUAGCCAAUACUACAAUGGGACUCAUCCUUUGUCAUAAUAUACAUUCUAAAAAUAAGAAACUGUCAUUUGUACAGGAUCACGCAGAAUAAUUAAAUAGAUAAAAUUAAAGAGAACAAUUAGACCUACCAUAUAGACACUAUAUAAACAAGAGUAACUACAUUGCGAGUGCUCUACCUCAUGCACCAUACAAAUUAAAUUUAAAGAGAGGUGUAAUGCUAAUGCAAGGAAUAGGUCACAGCUCUAUAAUGUAAAGAAGAUUCUUAGAAAAAUUAAAUUUGAACAACUCUUACUUUCACUCUCAAGCAUUCAUAAUAGUAAAUCCAUAAUGA